AUGGCCAGGAGAGGUAAGAGCGUGGUCAGGACGUUGGAAGAUCUGACGCUGGACUCGGGUUAUGGUGGCGCGGCGGACUCGGUCCGCUCCUCCAACUUGUCACUGUGCUGCUCAGAUUCACACCCGGCGUCGUCCUCGUACCCUUAUGGAGGGAGCUGCUGGCCGCAUCUAGCUGACUCCAUGCACAGCAGACACAACAGCUUUGACACUGUCAACACUGCCCUGGUGGAAGACUCCGAGGUGCUGGACUGCGCGGGCCAGCACUGCUCCAGGCUGCUGCCCGACCUCGAGGACGUGCCUUGGACCCUGCCCGAGCUGGAGGCGCUGCUGCUGCUGCGCCCUCGGGAGCCGCGGGCCGGCUUGGCUUCCGCCUGCCUCCCGGUGCCCGCGGCGGGCCCGGGCCUGCCCAAGGAUGCCCUGGCCCGCCUCUCCACGCUGGUGAGCCGGGCGCUGGUGCGGAUCGCCAAGGAGGCGCAGCGGCUGAGCCUGCGCUUCGCCAAGUGCACCAAACACGAGGUCCAGAGCGCCAUGGAGAUCGUACUGUCCUGGAGCCUGGCGGCGCACUGCACCGCUGCUGCGCUCGCUGCGCUCUCCCUCUAUAACAUGAGCAGCGCCGGCGGCGACCGCUUUGGCCGCGGCAAGUCGGCCCGCUGCGGGCUCACCUUCUCGGUGGGCAAGGUAUACCGCUGGAUGGUAGACAGCCGCGUGGCCCUGCGCAUCCAUGAGCACGCAGCCAUCUACCUGACCGCCUGCAUGGAGAGCCUCUUUCGGGACAUCUACGGCCGGGUGCUGGCCGCCGUCGCUGCAGCCCCCCCUGGCCCUGGCCCCGGGCCCGGCCCCAGUCCAGCCGCCACCCGCGAGCGGGAGGCCGGGGCGGGAGCGGGGGCCGGGCCCGGGCCCGGGGCCGGAGGGGCCUGCAGCGCAGGGAGUAGCACUAGCGGGGGCAGCAGCUGCUGCGCACCCCCCGCAGCUGCCGCCGCGGCCGCCGCCGCCGGCCACCACCACGUCCACCACCAUCACCACCACCAUUACCACCAGCCGCAGCACCAUCACCAUGCCCCCCAGGAGCCUCCCAAGUUCACCGUGGAAUCCCUGGAGCAGACAGUGAACAACGACUCGGAGCUCUGGGGGCUGCUGCAGCCCUAUCAGCAUCUCAUCUGCGGGAAGAACGCCCACGGUGUUCUCUGCCUGCCAGAUAGCCUGACCCUUCACCGAGACCCGCAGAGGCCGAACAAGCCUGGAGAGCUGCCCAUGUUCAGCCAGUCAGAGCUAAGGACCAUCGAGCAAUCCUUGCUGGCCACCAGAGUGGGCAGCAUUGCAGAACUGAGUGACCUGGUAUCCAGAGCGAUGCAUCAUCUGCAGCCCCUCCACGCUAAACAGCAUGGCAAUGGUACACCCAUGCACCAGAAGCAGGGGGCAUUGUACUGGGAGCCUGAGGCGCUGUACACCCUCUGCUAUUUCAUGCACUGCCCCCAGAUGGAGUGGGAAAACCCCAACGUGGAACCAUCCAAAGUCACCCUCCAGAUCGAAAGGUAUGAGCCCCCGGCGAUGGCCUUCAUGCACUUUGCAGGAGCUGAGUGUGCGGGAGUGCCGUGGACUCUGCAUACGUGGCUGGAGUCUUUGAGGGUCUCUUUCCAGCAGCAUCGGAGACCACUGAUCCAGUGUUUAUUAAAAGAGUUUAAAUCUAUCCAAGAAGAGGAGUACACAGAGGAGCUCAUUACCCAAGGCCUGCCACUGAUGUUUGAGAUCCUGAAGGCAAGCAAGAAUGAAGUGAUCAGUCAACAGCUAUGUGUCAUCUUCACUCACUGUUACGGACCUUAUCCCAUCCCCAAACUGGUGGAGAUCAAGCGGAAGCAGACGUCUCGUCUAGAUCCUCAUUUUCUCAACAAUAAAGAGAUGUCUGAUGUUACCUUUCUGGUGGAGGGAAGGCCAUUUUACGCACACAAAGUACUGUUGUUUACUGCAUCUCCCAGGUUCAAGGCACUCCUGUCCACCAAGCCAACAAACGACAGCACAUGCAUUGAGAUCAAUUAUGUGAAAUACCCCAUCUUCCAGCUGGUCAUGCAGUAUCUCUACUAUGGUGGUCCAGAGUCACUUCUUAUUAAGAACAAUGAGAUAAUGGAGCUCCUGUCUGCCGCCAAGUUUUUCCAGCUCGAAGCUUUGCAGAGGCAUUGUGAGAUCAUCUGUGCGAAAGGGAUCAACACCGACAACUGUGUGGAUAUAUACAACCAUGCCAAGUUCCUCGGUGUCACAGAGCUCUCGACCUACUGCGAAGGUUACUUCCUCAAGAACAUGAUGGUCCUCAUUGAGAACGAGGCCUUCAAGCAGCUUUUGUACGAUAAAAACGGAGAAGCAUCGGGUCAGGAUGUGCUCCAGGACUUGCAGAGGACGUUGGCAAUCAGGAUACAAUCCAUUCACCUCUCAUCUUCCAAAGGCUCUAUUGUAUAAACCCCCUCGACGAGAGGGCACUUGAACGGGACCUCCCAAGCUCCCUGGCUUCGUCAGCUUCCAAUGAAUACACACAAUUCCAACUGGCAUGUUCUUGUCUG
Trichosurus vulpecula (common brushtail) is the source of this 2549-nucleotide messenger RNA. RefSeq names its product BTB domain containing 11 (gene ABTB3). NCBI's taxonomy places the organism in Eukaryota, Metazoa, Chordata, Mammalia, Diprotodontia, Phalangeridae. Gene Ontology annotation, molecular function: DNA binding; protein heterodimerization activity; structural constituent of chromatin. The record is from RefSeq and is a predicted model, not a curated record. Gene Ontology annotation, cellular component: nucleosome.